UUAAGUGCUGUGUGCUCAAUUGUGCUGAAUUUCACCUUUUUCAUUGGAGAUCUGAACGAUGGUUCGAGUCUAGGGUCUGUAUCUAGAAUAUGCUGUUGUCUAGACUCGACUGGUUAGGUAGACCAGGAGACCUUGACGCCAUCUUAGAGUAAGGAACACAAACAAAGGAAAUGUAUUCCUAACAGUUCUCCGAACAAACUCAGGAUGUUCUUAGUCUAAGUUACCAGAUGCUAGUCAAAUACAUCAGAGAACCUUUCAGCCAAACAGCGGUCAGUCUGACUGCCCAUAGUCUUGGGGUCACCCUGCCCGCACUUGCUCAAGCGGUCAACCUGCCCGCUCCAGUAUGCUUAUAGACCUUCUUCAGUCGGUCCCUGGUCAUCAUAAUCAUAAUUUUGGAUCGGUGGACAGGUUAAUAACUGGAAACUAUAAGUCGAAUGGAAACCUAGUCUCCCUGAAAGUUGAUAUAAUCGACUUUACAGAUUUCCAGAAGAACGGAUGCCUGGUGAGUCCAGGUACUGGUGGAUUAUCUGCCUCACAUACUCAUAACAUCACUGGAACUCUCUUCUGCCAACCUGACUCUAAUACAGUCCGUCUAAACAUCACUGUCCUUGGUACCUGCUCCCAGGACAAACCAUGGGAGACGGAGCCAUCUGUUCCGUCUUUAAAGGACGUCAAACCCUGGGUAAUGACGACAAACAAGAUGACGAGCGGAACUACAGAAAACUCCAAGAACAUGCAAUACUCCCCCUUCUCCUCCCCAGUGAGUCCUCCUUCCAGGGACAACCCCCCGGCACUCCUGGAUUUUCACUCGGACCAGCUCAUGUCGGAGAUACACAGCAUGUCUUUCGACUACGGAUGCGGGGUCAACCUUAAUAGUCAAUUGUUACACGAGAAUUCUUCUCCUUGCGUCCUCACAUCUCCAUGUCAGGCAGUUAGUCAAGGCCUGACAAGCAAUACAGACGCUAUGAAGGUCUCUCUUCCAUCUCUUCAACUAAGUCAAUCCAUUCUGGUCAAACCUUACUCAGUCAAUGUAUCGACCAGCCUAGCUACAAGUUUAUCAACAGCUAAGUCAACCACUGCCAGUGACCUUAACAUGGGUCAGCCGACCAUGCUUCAACCUAAAAUAGAAAGAUCAGAUUCUAUCUGCUCCGAGUACAACAGAGAUGAUUUUCUCUCAUACACUGAUGAUUUGGGGAAUCUAGAUGACCUAGAUGAACCCGGAUCCUAUACUACCUCCCCAACCACCAUCUCCUCCCCUCUCCUCUUCCCCUCCUCCUCCAUCCUCUCCUCCUCCCCUACUCUACCCUCAUCCGUGGAAAAAAACAAUUUCUUUACCAAGUCUUUCACCUCCAAACCUCAAGAUGUUCUGACCCCUAAUGCUACAACCAGCAGCUCUACUUGGCAGGUCAUCACACAAACCUCAAGUUCAAAUCCACCUUCAGUUAAUACUUUCGGUCCUGCACCCUCCCGAAGUCCUAAAACCGGCAACGGAAGUCCGUCGUCGGACAUUUCGGCCUCGCCGCGCGAACCCUCAUUUAUUAUAAACACGUCGCCGAAACCGAGAAAUCGACGAAAUUCCUCAUUUGACGAGACCAAGCCGCAUGUGUGCGCCCAAUGCGGUGCCAGGUUCACAACAAAAUCAAACUUAGGUCAGCACGCUAAGAUCCAUCUAGCGGUCAAACCGUUCAUCUGCGAAAUCUGCAGUCAUGGAUUCACAAGAGCGGCACACUACGAAUCUCAUGUCGCCAAGCAUAAGGGUUUAAAAACCCACAGAUGCGACCAGUGCGGUGAAAGCUUUGCGCGCUUGGACAACCUCCUUCGGCACAGCGCGCGUCACAAGCACGGAAAAAUAUUCGACUGCUCCAUUUGCGGGAAAGGAUUCCAUCGGAAGGAUAAAUUGAUAGAACACGAGAAGGUGCACAGUGAAUAUAAGUUUCCUUGUGACAAAUGCUCAAAAACAUUUCACACAAACGAUGCUUUGAAACAUCACCUGCCCCUUCAUGAGGACUUGACCAAGACUCAAUGUAACAUCUGCUUAAAGUUUAUCACCAUCAAGUCCCUGUCCAAGCACAUGUCCGCCUUCCACAAGGAGUCCUUGAGCAGUUCCGAGAACAACAACAACGUGAACAAGUCGCGGGCACGGAAGGGCACAGAAGAGAAGACGAAUCCGUGCCAGUACUGCCGGAAGUCCUUUGUGAGUCCCGCGAAGCUGCGCUUACACGUAGCCAAGUGCCAUGCCGCGGAGCGACAUAAACUCAGCACUGAAACCAUUCUCCAGCAGACGAUCGAGGAGAAGCAGUUCGAAUCCAGGAAUUUUUUCGACGAGUUUACAAUGUCGAAGGAGAGAUAUUCAAGUCCCUCAGGAGAUAGUUUACCCUCUCAACAAGUCCCAGAAAUGGACUUGUCUUAUAUAAACUCUAGUCCCGAGGACCUCAAUGACGUCCAUUCAACAAAAGAACUGCGAGGGGACAUUACAGCGACCUUUCAGAUCCCAACAAUUCAUAUUCCAGAGUUUGAAUCAAAGCUUGGACCUACAGAGAUCUCAACCGAGGCUUUGCAGGCACUACUUUUCAACUAGUGGCAUUAUAACACGGCAUUUUUACCAUGCGGAACAAAAUUACAAAAAAAUCUCAGAAAUCCGCAAAAAUGGGGCAUUUAUAUACUCCCAAAUUGUUAAGUCUUAUUACUAUCUAAUCAAAGUCAUGAAAUUUGUUAUUACUCUGAAAUAUUUUAUGUACUCAAAAUUUUCAAGUUGUUUAACUUUGAAACAUUUAUUAUUAUUGACAUAUUGAUAUAGUUGUACAAUUUAUUACAUUUAUAUAAAGACAUUGCUUUGGAAAAAAUAUAUCAGCAUUAUAGUUACUUUCUGCACAAACUAGAUUUUAAGAAAAGUAAGAACAGCUGAUUUACAUUUUUUACAAACUUUGUCCAGAUUAACGAAAAGUAUGAUGUUUUUGUGAUUUCCGAAUACAAGGAAAUUUUCCAGUUUGGCAUUUUCUUUUUUUGGCAUAAUUCUUGCAGUAUUAUGUAAUUAACUACAGUCUAUUUGAUGUUAUUUUGCUUUAAGCAAAUAUUCGUAUAUAUUAUCAACUUUUAUCUUAUAAACAAAAUAAACCUCUAAAAAGUUCAA
Eurytemora carolleeae is the source of this 3130-nucleotide messenger RNA. Its product is annotated as zinc finger protein 250. NCBI's taxonomy places the organism in Eukaryota, Metazoa, Arthropoda, Copepoda, Calanoida, Temoridae. The transcript is spliced from 6 exons. The record is from RefSeq and is a predicted model, not a curated record. The coding region runs from base 344 to 2578 and encodes 744 amino acids.